Molecule: messenger RNA, 663 nt
Organism: Schistocerca nitens (vagrant locust)
Lineage: Eukaryota; Metazoa; Arthropoda; Insecta; Orthoptera; Acrididae
Exons: 3
Coding region: 1-663 (220 amino acids)
Source: RefSeq, a predicted model, not a curated record
AUGCUGAGAGCUUUUCAGCGCUCGGUGGUUGUGGGAGCUGACCUGGACGACUGCCAGGGCGCAGUGCGAGUGAUAAUGCCGAUGCGGCCGCCGCGCUUGCGGGGCGCCCUGUGCAGGUUUAUGCACCAUUUGGUCCGCGGCGGGUUCCAGCCGCGCCUUCCGACUUCGCUGCCGCCCCCAGGGCAGCAGCAGCAGCAGCAGCCGUCGCCGCUACCACGCCGACAGCCCGUCCCGUUGAUGCCUCCCGCGCAGCUUCAUACGGGAGCGCCCCGGGUGGUCGCUCCGGCGCCUGCGGUCCCUCUUCAGUCGCCACCGCCUUCGGAGCAGAUGGACGUCGACCCCUCAGCCGGGCCGCCUUCCCAAGCGGUGGCUGUGCAGCCUGUACUGCAGCCGCUUUCCUUGGGCACCCCCAAGGAGUCUGACACCGCAGCGCCUUGUCCGGCGCCCACUCAGCAGCCGUCGACACAGCUCGGUGUUUCCCGAGGCCCCGCGCAGCCAAUGCUGGGGUGCGGACCGGGGACUGCCACCGACAACAGUCUCCGCCCCGGUCUCUUCUGCUACGCCUGCGGCCAGACCCCUCCCCCGCCGUCGACGCUCGCCACGUCAUUAUUCAGCGACGGUGCGGCGAUUUGCGGGGGAGGAGUGUUAUAUCCUAGCCAGUAA